AUGGCGGAUGCUAUCGUUUCCGUUGUGUUGGAGCGCAUUGCAGCUCUCGUGGAAGAGAAGAUCCGAGACGAAGUAAAUUUGGUGAGAGGAGUUAAGAAGGAGGUUCUCAAACUUUCCGUUGAUCUGAACACUGUCAGAAACGUGUUGGAAGAUGCGGAGAAGAAGGGGUAUAAGGAAAAAAGCAUCAAAGAUUGGCUGACGAGGCUCGAAAACACGACCUAUGAAAUGGAUGACGUGUUGGACGAAUGGAACUACUCCAUUCUCAAGUUUCAGAUCGAACAAUCGUCUGAUGGUGUUGCUGCUGCUGAUGCUGUUGCUGAUGUUGUUCCUCCUAAGUGCACGGUACGCUUUUGCAUCCCUUGCUCGUUUUUAUGUUUCAAGAAAGUUUCUGUACGUCGUGGAAUUGCCUUGAAGAUAAAACAAGUGAAAGAACGGCUUGAUCUGAUUUUGGCGGAGAAAGGUCAGUUUCAUUUUAAUGAGAUCACGUCACAACCAUCUGAUCGUGAAUCUUGGCGAGGUCAAACUACUUCUAUCAUCGACAAAGAGGAAGUUUAUGGCCGAGACUUAGAGAGAGAAGCUCUGGUAAGCAAACUUGUGGGUGAAGGUGGUAGUAGCGAAGAAGGGUUAAUAGGAGGUAUACGCGUUGUAUCUAUAGUGGGUGUGGGUGGCCUUGGGAAGACAACUCUUGCUCAACUAGCUUAUAACGAUAGUCGAGUAAUGAAUUGUUUUGAGUUAAGAAUUUGGAUAUCUGUUUCGGAUCCUUUUGAUGAGGUUGAGAUUGCCAAAAGGAUUGUGGAGAAAGCAGGAGGGCCUUUACCAAAUACAAUGGACUUGGAUGGGCUGCUACAACGUCUAAUAGAGUCUAUUUCAGGGAAAAAGUUUCUUCUUGUUCUGGAUGAUGUUUGGACAGAAGACGAUACCAAGUGGAAACCCCUGAAAAACGCUAUCAAAAGUGGUGGACAUGGAAGCAAAGUUUUGGUUACAACUAGAAACGAAAGGGUUGCAAUAAUGAUGAUGGGAGAGUUUAUAAAGAAUGAUCAGAUGAUCCAUCGUUUAGGAGUUCUCAAUGAUGAACAUUGUUGGUCAUUAUUCUGUCGAAUUGCCCUUUGUGGUAAGAACAAGGAUGAAUGUGAAGAAUUUGAGAACACGGGUAAGGAGAUAGCCAACAAGUGCAAGGGAUUGCCACUUGCAAUAAAGACUUUGGCAAGUGUUUUGCGUUUCAAGAAUACAUUGGAAGAGUGGGAGAGCGUGUUAAAUAGUGAAAUCUGGAAGUUGGAGGUUGUAGAAGAUGACCUCUUCCGCCAUUUGUUUCUGAGUUACAACGAGUUGUCCCCAACAUUGAAGCGUUGCUUCUCGUAUUGUGCCGUCUUUCCUAAAGAUACCAUAAUUGAGGUGGAUGAGCUAAUAACAAGAUGGAUGGCAAUGGGUUACCUAGGAUCGAAUGCUGAUGAUGACUGGAAAGUUAGAGGGAGAGGGUACUUUGAUAAUUUAGCAAUGCGUUCUCUGUUUCAAGACUUUUAUAUGAAAGAUGGCGAUAAGAUAAAAUCGUUUAUGCUGCAUGACAUUGUACAUGAUUUCGCUGAAUUCCUGAGGAAGAAUGUGGGAUCAAGAAUGAAGAACACAACUUGCAAAGACUGUAGCCCUUUGUUAGUUUCCCGAGUCGAAAAAUAUCGUAGCUUAUUUCGGUGCAAAGAAGUUCUUGAUCCACAUAUUUGUGAUUGCCUGACAAGUGUGAGGUUGCUCGAUUUAAGUUGUUGUGGCUUGCAAGCCAUUCCGAAAGAAAUAGAAAAAUUGAUUCACUUGAGGUGGUUGGACUUGGGUAAUAAUAAAUUUGUUGGUGAUGAUCUCAAGUCCAUUUGUAAGUUGUAUAACUUGCAAUUUCUUUGGGUUAAUAGGUGCAGUCUAGAAGCAAUUCCGGUGGAGAUUGGGAAUUUGAGUGAGUUGAUACACUUGGACUUGAGCAAGAAUAGAGGACUGAGAGAGUUGCCGGAGAGCCUAUGCAAUUUGAGAAAAUUAGAGAGCCUGAAUGUUAAUGAGUGUCGUAGUCUGUGUGGACUUCCACAAGGGAUCCACAAGCUGAAGAAGCUCAAACAUUUGUAUAAUCAAAAUACUCUUUCUCUGAAGCAAUAUCCACAAGGAAUAUCCGAAUUAACGAGUCUAGUCACAUUGAAUAAAGUCCUUCCUUGUGAUGGGAAUAAGGUGGGGUGGUUGAAGAAUUUUAACCGACUUAGCGGGGAAGUGGAGUUGUCAAUUGAAAUAAGCAGUUGUGGUGAUUCAGUGGAGGAUGCUCGUGAGGCGGAGUUGGGGAAAAAGAUGCACAUUCAAGAACUGAGAAUAUAUUUCUCUGGAUCAACAACAGCAAUGGAUGGCCGUGGCAAACAAGUGAAAGAUACUUCUUCAUCAUCGUCGUCAACAUCGGUUUCUAAUGAAGUACUAGAUGCUCUUCACCCACAUCCAAACCUCCAACAGCUGACUAUCAAGGCCUAUAACGGCUCCCGACUUCCGGGAUGGAUCACGUCCCCCCUCAACCAACUCACAUCUAUUGAGCUCCACUUGUGUGAAUGUCUUUCGUUGCUUCCGCCGCUGGGUAAACUACCGCUACUGGAGACUCUUUCGAUUCAAGAUUUAUAUGAAUUGGAAUAUGUUGGACGGGAAUUCUUGGGAAUAUCAACAACAACAUCUUCAUUGAUGGGUACUAUUGUUGGUGGCUUCCCCAAGUUGAAGUACCUGACAUUUAGAGGAUGUAAUAACUGGAAGAAGUGGGAAGACAUUGCGGUGGAAGAAGAAGAUGAUAAUGUUGCUAUCUCAAUAAUGCCUUGCCUGACGGAGUUGGAGAUCACUGACUGCAGGAGAUUGAUGGAUCUGCCGCAACGCCUCAUGCGAAAGGUUUCAUCAUCAUUGAAGGUGUUGCGUAUUUAUGGUUCCAAACUGGUAGAUGCUCUUGAGCCACAUCCAAACCUGCAUAAGCUGAGGAUCAAGGAGUAUGAAGGCUCUCAACUUCCACGAUGGAUCACGUCCCCCCUCAACCAACUCACACAUGUUGGGCUCUACGAUUGUGAAUACCUUGUGUCGUUGCCGCCGCUGGGUAAACUACCUCUACUGGAGACUCUUGAUAUUCGAAGUUUACAUGAAUUGGAAUAUGUUGGACGGGAAUUCCUGGGAAUAGCAACAACAGCAACAACUUCGUGUUCGUCGGGUACUAAUAAUAUUAUUGAUGGUGGCUUUCCCAAGUUAAAAAAACUGACAUUUUGGAGGUGUCCAAAGUGGAACAAGUGGGAGGACAUUACUACUGCCCAAGAAGAAGAAGAAGAAGAGUAUACAAUAAUGCGUUGCCUCACGGAGUUGACUAUCGUUUACUGCAAGGGAUUGACGGAGCUGCCGCAACACCUCCUGCAAAAGGUUUCAUCAUCAUUGAAGAUGUUGGAUAUUAGAGGUUCAACACAACUGGAACAAGUCUACAGGAACAAGGAGGGUCAACCCUGGAAAUCCAUUUCCCGCCACAAUCCACACCUUCGCCUCUUCCGUCGAAAUAUUAGAUAG
Messenger RNA from Erythranthe guttata (spotted monkey flower), 3540 nucleotides. The record is from RefSeq and is a predicted model, not a curated record. NCBI's taxonomy places the organism in Eukaryota, Viridiplantae, Streptophyta, Magnoliopsida, Lamiales, Phrymaceae.